AUGCGUUCCAAGUUUAAGGAUGAGCAUCCCUUUGAGAAGCGCAAGGCAGAAGCUGAGCGUAUCAGACAGAAGUAUCCAGACCGGAUCCCUGUCAUUUGCGAAAAGGCGGACAAGACUGAUAUUCCAACGAUCGACAAGAAGAAGUAUCUUGUCCCGUCUGAUCUCACCGUAGGCCAAUUCGUCUACGUAAUACGAAAGCGUAUCAAGCUCGCGCCGGAAAAGGCCAUUUUCAUCUUUGUCGAUGAAGUUUUGCCGCCGACUGCAGCUCUGAUGAGCGCCAUUUACGAGGAACACAAGGAUGAGGACGGGUUCCUCUACGUGUCGUACUCUGGGGAGAACACGUUUGGGGCGUAG
Serendipita indica DSM 11827 is the source of this 354-nucleotide messenger RNA. The record is from the annotation of a GenBank genome assembly. NCBI's taxonomy places the organism in Eukaryota, Fungi, Basidiomycota, Agaricomycetes, Sebacinales, Serendipitaceae.